AUGAGCCGAAGGAAGAGCCCUCGCCGCUAUUGGCGUAGCGGGCGAGCUUCCUCGGCGUCGCCAGGUCCCAAUUGGUCCACCGGCGCGCGCGCCCUCGGAGCGGUUCCACUUCCGCCGCUCCGCCUCCAAGCGGAAGACAGGGGCAGGGGGCGGGGGAGGAGGUGGCGGCGAGUUGCUGUCGCCAAUCCAGCCGCCUCCCCUCCCGCAACUGCCGGCGCCAGCCAUGCGGUCGCGGUGGAGCUCGCGGAAGAGCGGUUGCGGUGGCGGCUUGGCUCGGAUUUCUCGCCGAAAGUGGAAGCGGCAGAUGGCAGAGCGGCGGAGGGGAUUAGAGUUUUGGAACUGAGCUCCCCUCCGCGGCCUUUGUUCUUUGGCACCUUCUUGUUUGAUGGAGAAGACUACGAUGACACUGGUGGCCUUAGCUUCUUUGGAGCAUCCCUGAUCGGUUUCAUAAGCAUUGACUGUGGAUAUAUCACAACCCCGUCGUACACAGAUCGCAAUACAGGUAUAACAUAUUCAAGCGAUGAGGGCUUCACUGAUGCAGGACUGAUCCACCCUGUUGACAAAGGGAAUUUGCAAGGCGACCUUGCAGACCGAUAUCUUAACAUCCGUUACUUUCCCAGUGGGGAACGCAACUGCUACACGUUGCGGUACCUAACACCAGGUGGAAAGUACCUUGUUAGGGCUGCAUUCGGCUAUGGUGACUAUGACAAACUAAACAGCCUUCCUACCUUUGAUCUCUAUUUUGGGGUCAACUACUGGACGACAGUGACCAUUGUUAAUUCGAGUACAGCAUAUUUGUUUGAAAUAAUUGCUGUGUCCCCUGCCGACUUCCUGCAAAUUUGCUUGGUGAACAUAGAAUCUGGGACUCCUUUCAUCUCAGGGCUUGACUUGAGGUCACUCUCAUCAGAUCUUUAUCCGGAGGCUAAUGUGACACAGUCCCUGGUUUUGCUCAGCUAUUUCCGCGACACAGUUGGUUUUGGGCCCAACCGUUACCACUUUGGAACGAACUAUCAGCAUAUUAGGUUCCCAGAUGACCCCUUUGACCGUGUGUGGCAAAGAUAUGAAGAUGUUCCCAGCUGGACAGAUGUACCCAACAAAUCCGACGGGGCAAUCCAUAACUCCCCGAAUGACACUUAUGAUGCACCAUCUGCAGUUCUGAGGAGUGCAUCCACUCCCGUGAACGCCUCAAGGAUGGACAUAUCUUGGAGUUCAGAUUCAUCAAUGAGUGUUGGUGUUGACCCCACGUUCUUUCUUGUACUUUACUUUGCUGAGGUGGAGGUCAUCCAAGAGUUGAGGCAAUUUGAUGUCUCUGUGGAUAAUAACCAAUUAGCCUCUGCAUUCAGUCCAAAGUUCUUGCUGUCUACCGUUCUCUCAAGGAUUGUGCAGGGCUCAGAUGAUCAUAGCGUAUCCCUCGUGGCAACAUCAAACUCAGCACUUCAGCCUGUGAUCAGUGCGAUGGAGAUAUACAUGGUGCGGCCAGUGAAUGAAUCUACCACUGACUCUUUAGAUGCAAAUGCUAUGAUGACCAUCCAAACGAAGUUCUCUGUGAAAAGAAAUUGGGUGGGUGAUCCAUGUGCCCCUAUAUCUUUUGCAUGGGAUGGCUUGAACUGUAGUUAUACUUCCAGCAGUCCUCCAAGAAUAACAGGCUUAAACUUGUCAUACAAUGGAUUGGUUGGUGAAAUUGAUGCUUCUUUUGGUCAGCUAACACUGCUCCAACACUUGGAUCUAUCUCACAACAGUCUGUCUGGAUCAAUACCUGAUUUUCUGGGUCGAUUGUCAUCACUUAAAUUUCUGGACUUGUCGAGCAACAACCUAAGUGGAUCGAUUCCUUGGAGCCUGUUAGAAAAAUCUCAGCAAGGGUCCUUCACAUUAAGGCUUGACAAUAACCCAAGUCUUUGUGGAAAUAAUAUCUGCAAUCCAACUCAGAACAAAAAGAAGAACAAGGCAAAACUGCUACAGAUUGUUAUUCCAGUAAUUGCUGCAGCUGUAGUAGUUCUACUACUUGUGGCUGUAUUUGUGCAUGUCAUUUGGCGCAGAAUAAAAAGCAGACCAGGAAUUAGCGUGCUUGCUUGGCAUUCAUCUUGCAUGUCUGCUGUAAUAUGGUUCAUGCUUAUGCUGCCUCCAGAUGUAUCUUAUUCAGCUAAUCCGUUGGAGAACCGGAGAUUUAGUUACAAGGAACUCAAGCGCAUCACUAAUAACUUCAACACUAAAAUUGGAAAGGGAGGGUUUGGCUUCGUCUAUGCUGGUCGUUUGGAGAAUGGAGUUUCUGUUGCUGUGAAGAUGAGGUCAGAAAAAUCUUUACAAGGGAAUACCGAGUUUUUGGCUGAGGCUCAGCACCUGGCCAGGAUUCAUCACAGAAACUUGGUCUCCUUGAUUGGCUAUUGCAAGGACAAGAAACAUCUAAGCCUUGUCUACGAGUGCAUGGAUGGGGGAAACCUACAGGACCGUCUCAUAGGUCAAGAACCCCUUAACUGGCUGCAGCGUCUUAAGAUUGCAUUGGACUCUGCGUACGGACUGGAGUACCUGCACAAAUCUUGCAGACCGCCAUUGAUCCACAGAGAUGUGAAAACCGAGAAUAUCCUCCUUACCGCAAAUCUUGAGGCAAAGUUAUCAGAUUUUGGACUGACAAGGGCUUUCAGCAGUGAAGCAAUGACACACAUGACCACCCGACCUGCUGCUACCUUGGGAUUCCUGGACCCAGAGUACUACAUCACCUGUCAUCUGAGCGAAAAGAGUGAUGUGUACAGCUUUGGCGUCGUUCUCCUGGUGCUCAUCACAGGCCAGCCGGCGAUUAUCGCCAUCAGCGCCACAGAGAAUACCAACAUCGCGCUUUGGGCGCGAAACAGGCUCUCUGAAGGUGACAUCGACAGCGUGACCGACCCGGCGAUAAGAGAAGACUGUGACAUCAACUCCGUGUGGAAGGUGGCAGAGCUGGCCCUGCGGUGCACGGAGCGCAGGGCGCUGGACCGGCCAACAAUGGGGGAGGUGGUGGAGGGAAUCGGCGAGAGCUUGCAGCUGGAGAUGUCGUCGCGCUCCAUGAGGUCCAGCUCCAUCAGGACAGGCAGCUCGGCGUUUGCUGACGGCGACUCUGUUGGUGCGCUUGAAGCAGAGCUGAUCGGCGAAACAACAGCGCGGUGACAUGGUGACAUGGAGCGGUGGAGGGAUUCGAUACACCGGUUCAUUUCAUUUACACUUUGGAGUCUGGAUCAUCAUGUUCGCAACACAGAAAUUGCAAUCGGAUUGUUGUGCUUGAUUUGCUAUGUGAUUGUUGUGCUUGAUUUGCCAUGUGAUGGUGUUUGAUGGCGGGUAGCCAUCGUUGUUAGGGCAUGUAUAAUAAGGUGGCGUUAGCCUUCUCUUAUAGUUGUCACGUAGGAUUUUUACUUAGUUGGCGAAAAGAGAUUGAAGAGAAGGUUGUCUUCCCUU
Messenger RNA from Lolium rigidum, 3423 nucleotides. RefSeq names its product probable LRR receptor-like serine/threonine-protein kinase At1g05700. The transcript is spliced from 14 exons. Gene Ontology annotation, biological process: protein phosphorylation. Lineage: Eukaryota; Viridiplantae; Streptophyta; Magnoliopsida; Poales; Poaceae. The record is from RefSeq and is a predicted model, not a curated record. Gene Ontology annotation, molecular function: protein binding; protein kinase activity; ATP binding. The coding region runs from base 1 to 3138 and encodes 1045 amino acids.